AUGAAUCCCCACCAGCAGAACAAAGUCGAUACUGCCUCUCUAUCCCCUGAUGAGCAACGCCUAUUGCGUCUCUACGGAAAGAUGCCCACCAAGAAGGAUCUGUUGCAGAAUAAAUUAAAGGAGCGGAAGUACUUCGAUUCAGGUGAUUACGCCCUGAGCAAGGCCGGCAAGGCCUCUGAUGUGGGUGUCACCAAUAUUGGUUCUCAGCACCCUGUCCCCGAAAAUAUUCCUCAUUUGACGGCUACCUCUCCUGGGACGAAUAACCCAGCAGCUGCCAGCAAUGGUGGCAGUAUCAACUCUCAAGGACAGCAGAUACCUGGCAGCAUCAGUGGACACCCGGGGUCCAUUGGUUUUCAAAGCCGCAGCCCGGUGAAAGAAGGGAGCUAUUUACAACGCGGAACUAGCGCAGAUGAAUCCGAGGGUAAUACCGCUGCACUUAAAGAUGCAAAGGAACCCAGCGUGAGUCCGCCCCCUGCUCGCAGUGGCGUUCCAAUCCGGCGAUAA
Molecule: messenger RNA, 504 nt
Organism: Aspergillus bombycis
Lineage: Eukaryota; Fungi; Ascomycota; Eurotiomycetes; Eurotiales; Aspergillaceae
Product: endosulfine family protein
Exons: 3
Coding region: 1-504 (167 amino acids)
Cellular component (GO): cytoplasm
Molecular function (GO): protein phosphatase inhibitor activity
Source: RefSeq, a predicted model, not a curated record